Molecule: messenger RNA, 3360 nt
Organism: Quercus lobata
Lineage: Eukaryota; Viridiplantae; Streptophyta; Magnoliopsida; Fagales; Fagaceae
Product: TMV resistance protein N-like
Exons: 6
Coding region: 1-3360 (1119 amino acids)
Biological process (GO): defense response; signal transduction
Molecular function (GO): ATP hydrolysis activity; ADP binding
Source: RefSeq, a predicted model, not a curated record
AUGGCUUUCCAGACCAACAAAGGAGACAUCUCCUCCUUCUCCUCUUCUUCUUCUUCUUCUUUUUCAGCUACUUCUUCCACUCACCGAUGGCGCUAUGAGGUCUUCUUAAGCUUUAGAGGUGAAGAUACCCGCAAUGGUUUUACAAGCCAUUUACAUAAAGCUUUAUGUGACAAAGGUUUUAACACCUUCAUUGAUAAUAACCUUCAGGGAGGAGGAGAAAUUUCAAUUGAACUUCUUAAAACCAUUGAAUCAUCAAAAGUUUCAAUCAUUGUGUUCUCUGAGAACUAUGCUUCUUCUUCUUGGUGUUUGGAUGAACUUAUCAAGAUUCUCGAGUGUAAAAAAAAUAUUGGCCAGUUAGUUUUACCUGUUUUUUACAAUGUGGAUCCAUCAGAAGUACGUGGACAAAAGAAAGGGUUUGGGGUGGCCUUGACAGAACAUGAAGAAAAAUUCAAAGAUAAUAUUGACAAGGUGAAGAAUUGGAGGACGGCUUUAAAGGAAGUUGGAAGUUUGUCUGGAUGGCACUAUAAGAAUGGGGACAAUGAAGCUAAAUUUAUCGAAACAAUUGUUGAAGAUAUACCAGAAUGCACGCCGUUAUUUGUUGGCAAUUGCCUUGUUGGAGUAAAACCUCGUGCCAAGGCCGUAGAAUCGUGUUUAAGUAUGGAGUUAAAUGAAGUUCGCAUGGUAGUGAUUCAUGGCCUUCCCGGAAUAGGUAAGACUACAAUUGCAAAAGCAGUUUAUAACAGAAUUGCUAAUCAUUUUGAUGGAAGCAGUUUUUUAGAGAAUGUUAGAGAAACUUUGGAGACGAAGGAUGGCAUUAUCAAACUACAAGGUCAACUUCUUAAAGAGAUUUCAAGGGAUAAAAAUUUGAAAAUUCACAGCACAUCAAAAGGAAUCAAUUUGAUAAAAAAUAGACUUCGUGGUAAAAAGUUUCUUUUAAUUCUUGAUGAUGUGGAUACAUUGGAAAGAAUAGAAAAAUUGCUUGGAGAUUGUAAUUGGUUUACUUCAGGAAGUAGAGUUAUUAUAACAACAACAGUAGAUCCACAAUUGUUAGCUACUCCUGGAUAUACAACUUAUAAGGUCGAGGAAUUAGACAAACAUGAAGCUCUUCAACUCUUUGUAAAGUAUGCCUUCCUUGGAAAGAAACCUAAUAAAGAAUAUUCUGAACUUACAAACCAAUUUAUACAGUAUGCCCAAGGCCUUCCGCUUGCUGUUAAAAUAAUAGCUCGUGAUUUGCUUGGAAGAGCUAAACAUGAAUGGGAAAGUACAUUAGAAAAGUAUAACCGAAUUCCCAAUAAAGACAUUCAACAAGUACUUAAAGUAAGUUAUGAUAGAUUGGAGGGAAUCGAACAAGAUAUUUUCCUUGAUAUUGCAUGUUUCUUCAAGGGAUGGACCAAGGAUGAUGUUGUAGAUAUAUUAAAUGCUUGUGAUUUAUGUGCAGAUUAUUAUAUUCCAAGACUUGUUAAUAAAUGUCUCAUUACUGUGUGUCAUGAUGGUAAAUUGUUGUCAAUGCAUGACCUGAUACAAAAAAUGGGUAGGGAAGUUGUUCGACAAGAAUCUUCACAUAUUCAUGAACGUAGCAGGUUAUGGUAUUAUAAAGAUGCUCGUGAAGUACUAAAGGGGAAUAAGGGGUCAGACAAAAUUCGAGGUAUAAUGUUGCAUUCACCUGAACCGGUAAAUGUGCAACUACACCCUGAUGUUUUCAAAAGGAUGGAAAAUCUCAAGAUACUUCUUGUUGAUAACAUAAAUAUUUGUGAAGCAAUUCAAUAUCUUCCCGACGGGAUAAGGAUUCUCAGUUGGCCUAAAUAUCCUUUUCGCUUGCCAUCCAAAUAUUGUCCUCGACAACUUGUUAGGCUCGAUAUGCCAUAUAGUCGCAUUGGGUUGGAAAAGUUUUGCAAGCAGGAGUUCCAGUUAGAAAAUAUGAAACAUCUCAAUCUCAGUCACUGUGAAUUUAUAACCAAAUUACCUGAUUUAUGCACCCCAAACUUAGAGACAUUGGACCUUUCUUUUUGUAGAAAUUUAUUUAAGAUUCACGAGUCCGGUCAAUUUCUUCAUAAGCUUAAAAGGUGGAAUCUUAAUUAUUGCACAAAACUUCAAAAUCUUCCAAACAACCUCAUGUUGACAUCUCUUGAAGUUCUGAAGGAAUUAACCCUUGAGCAUUGCGAUAACCUUCGGGAUCUUCCAGAUGGCAUUUAUAAAUUGCAACAGCUUCGGGAGUUGUUGACUCCUACUGCCAAAUUGAGACCGACAUGCAAUUCUUUUGAUAGCUCCUCCGGUUAUGGGUUUCUGAAAAUGAAAUACCUGUAUCUCGGCGGCUGUAAAAGCAUAAUUGAAUUAGAUCUUUUGAUGAAGCCAGAUUACUUCCCCGCAUUGAAAGAGAUAGAUCUAGGUGAUACCAAUAUUAUUACCAUCCCCGAAAGCAUUAGCAGAUUUCCUAGAUUAUAUAAACUUAAUAUUGAUUGUUGCACGCACCUUCGCGAAGUUCAAGGACUUCCACUAUCGAUAGAUACGAUUUAUGCACAACAUUGCCCGUUGUUGGAUUAUGAAUCGCUAUUGUAUCAGGUAAUAGAAAUUAUGGGGAUUUUACCGAAUGGAGUAUGUGGUAGUGCAAGAAGCAAUGAAUUAAUGGAUCCACAGUUCACCGAUUACUUCCCAUCUGAAACUGAGGGUGCUCAAUCUGAAUCCGAAUCUGAAGAUGGGGACAUAUCACAGUUCUCCAAUUAUAUUUCUGAAUGGUGUACGCUUUGGGUAUCGGGAACUGAGAUUCCAUGGUUCAAUCAUCAAAGUGUUGAAAGUAAUUCCAUAUUGUUCUGGGUUGGUCGCAACUGUUCACAAUUGACUCUCUAUUUUGCUUUUGGAACAAUUUCCGUCGUCAACUGUUCGUGCUAUUUUUACAUUUCCAUCAAUGGUUGUAAAGUUGGGGGUUCGACCUCAUUUGCAAUUUAUAAUAAUCUUCUACUUUUUGAAACUAUAUCUCGUGGUCUUCUGCAAGAUUAUUUGAAUCACUCAAAUCCAACUGACCAGAAUUAUGUUGAGAUUACAUAUGAAACCCGUGGGCAUGCAGAGCCACCAAUAAAAGCCACAAGGUGGGGGGUCCACGUAGAGAGCAUCCGUCCUCCUCAAGAAUAUGGUAUACCUAACUUACCCCUUCUAACUGCUGGACAUGAUGAUGUUGAUUACUGGAGCGAGUUGCCAUUUUAUGGAUCUGAUGAUUUGGAAGCAGAAGAAGAAGAAUAUCAGUCUCCUCAUGACACAUCUAGGUCCUGCAUGAGUUGGCUAUUGACUGGGAUGGUUGCGGUUAAAGUCACUGGUAAGCCCCAGAUUUCCUUGGAUGUGAGUUUAGUCUUGUUUUCAUUUGUAUGA